CAUAUCUUUUUUUUCAUUUAGGAAAUCUGAAAUGAAAAAAACUGGUGGAGGGCCGUCUCCUCCAGAACUUAAGCCGUGGGAGGAAAAGAUAGUUGCUGUGCUGUCUAAUUAUGUCAUAUCUGGCGUGGAAGGUGGAUUUGAAUCCCUCAGUGUGAUGUCACCCAUGGAUAAUUGCAUGCCAGGAUGUUCUAAAAAGAGGAAAUUUGCUACUAUGAAGGACAAAGUGCUCGAAAUCGAAGAAGAAAAGCUAAGAAUAAUGAAAGAACAGCUUGACAUAGAGAAGAAGAAGUUGCAGAUCCUGGAAGAUUAUGUUUUGUGGAGAAAACAACAAGACAUUUCACCUUCAGUUUCGCCAGUGAUUAAGGGCCUGAUUAAUUUAUGACUGUUUUAAUUGUUCCCCUACAAUUUUAGCUCUACUGGUCAGAGACCAGAAGAGCUUAUGCAUUAGUAAGGUGUCCGUCGUCCGUCCGUCUAGCUGUCUGUCUGUCUUUAAACAAUUUUUCAAAACGCUACUCCUCCUACAGUUUUGAUCUGAUUUCAAUAUAACUUGGCACACAAGUAGACUAACACUAAGAUACAUAAUAUAGUGCAUCGGUUUUUGAUUUCAAUGAAGGGUGUUGCUAUUGUUACUAAAAAUAGAAAUGUGUGAAAUUCCUUUAAAACUACUCCUUCUUCGGUUUUGGUCUGAUGGCAAUGGCUUCUUUCUCAUCCUUUAUUAUAUAUAUAUUAUAUAUUAUAUU
Molecule: messenger RNA, 740 nt
Organism: Saccostrea cuccullata (small rock oyster)
Lineage: Eukaryota; Metazoa; Mollusca; Bivalvia; Ostreida; Ostreidae
Exons: 4
Coding region: 32-382 (116 amino acids)
Source: RefSeq, a predicted model, not a curated record